CCAUGUUGUUCGGGGACACGUUAACAGGUGCAAUUGUCUCCGUUUUAUCUCCGUUGUUAAUUGGAAGGAAACGAAUCACAAUCUGGUCUUCAAAGUUCUUCAACCAGAGUCAUACGGAACUUUGUGACCGACCCUGGCGUUUGACGGUGGAGAACCUUCUGAUACGACACCGUAGAGAUCCAUCAGAAACACGAGCAACUCACUAAGCUACACGAGUGCGCACUACAGCCUCACAGAGGAGGAGACACGGAGAUAAAGGGGACACGGCAGGGACUCUACCGGCUUCGGUGCGACGACGACGCGCCUCUCUCGAUCGUGCUGCUCCACACGGGCGGAUUUGAACCGCUGCGGCUCGAAUAAGUGGACACGGGACGAAAAUCUGCUUCUUUCAUGCCAUCAUUUGCUGUGUUUCUCUCCCGGCUGUGACGCCAGCGGAGGAGAAGAAACCGGAGGACACAGACGGAGCGCGGACUGACGGAUAGAUCGGACGAAGCCAGCGUUUCCCUCCACCGGCUGCACGGCACGGAUGCAAAGAGAACGGCUCCCGGUUUGUUUCUCUUCCUCUGGUUCCGGUGUGAUCUGUGGAGCAUGGGAUGCAGCUGCGAGCGUCAGCGGCUUGUUUCGAGCGGAGACACCGGAGAAGAUGCUGCACCUCUGAGGUUUUGGCAGCGUGUUGUUGACCGUUCACGUACCGUGGAAUAAUGCAGCCAGACUCAACUUUGUUCACGGGCCUAACAGACUGCGAUCAUCUGGUCUCUGGUGGUGGACGUCGCUCGGUGCGUCAGUGAAGAACCAGUGAAGAACCAGUGGAGAACCAGUGCAGUUCGUACCUGGAGCCCUGCAUGUGCUCUGUUCUGCCCCCAUCCUGCUGCUUAUCUGCCUCGGUGUCAGUGACUGAUGUAGGUGAAGGCAGUAGAGUUGGUGUGUGUGUUUGUAGACAGGCCCUAACCUCUGCCCAUGCAGAUCCAGCAGAUAACCAGAUGAGACAGCUGUAGGAGCUGCUCUGACUGUCAGCUGGUCGCCUUUCAAAUCGUUCUCUAGCUUUUUUUAAAUUUUUAUUUUCUUUCUUUCUUUUUCUUUUUUUUUUUACACAUGCUCAGGGCCGUAGACGGGCUUUUGGGCAGACUCAGUCUAAGUCACUGACACUCUCGAAUAAGAGACCAGAUCUCAACAAAAGUUUCAAUGGUUUUCCGAAAGUUGCCCGGUGUGUCGGCAUCGGGCAUGGGUCUGCGCCUGUCCCAGAAAUUUGUCUUUCUGCUUUUCCUCUCGGGUUUGGUCACUCUGUGCUUUGGUGCCCUUUUCUUUUUGCCCGACUCUGUGCGGCUGAAGCGCAUCUUCUUGUCCAAGACGGAGACCCAGCCGGUCACUGUUGGGUCAGAGAACGAUGCCCGCGAGCACCUGAAGAAACCCAGGGAGCAGGAGCAUCAGAAGGGCAUGACCUCUGCCAAGGGGGAGACGGGCAUCAAGCUGAAGAGUCAAAGCCGCAGGGCCCCGGUGUCACAACAGGAGGUCACAGAGGAGAGACUACCUGCUGGGAAAACACAGGAGGAUCCCACUCUGAUCAGGUCCAAAACGGAGUCGGCUUCGGACCGAGCCGUCCUCUACGACCAAAGUGCCAACUCGGAUUUUUUCUCUUACAAGAAGUUCAAAAAGUGUCUGCUGAAGCCGCCGCUGGGCAGAGACAACGGCACCCCCAGUGACCCCAGGACCAGCGAGCGCAGGGAGAAAGUCAAAGAGAUGAUGAAGUUUGCCUGGGACAACUACAAGCAUUUCGCCUGGGGCAAGAACGAGCUGCGGCCUUUGACGAGAAACGGACAUAUUGGCAACAUGUUCGGUGGUCUAAGAGGAGCGUCCAUCAUCGACUCCCUGGACACACUCUACAUAAUGGGACUAAUGGAGGAGUACAACGACGCCAAGGAGUGGGUGAAGAACAGCCUGGACCUCAACUCUAACGGCGAGGCGUCGCUCUUUGAGGUGAACAUCCGUUAUGUUGGCGGCCUGUUGGCGGCGUACUACCUGACAGGAGAGGAGUUGUUCAAGGAUAAAGUGUUGGAGCUGGGGGAGAAGCUGCUGCCGGCCUUCAACACCCCCACAGGAAUCCCCCGAGGAGUCAUCAACCUGGGAAGUGGAACCAGCUGGAGUUGGGGCUGGGCCUCAGCUGGGAGCAGCAUCCUGGCCGAGUUUGGAACCCUCCACCUGGAGUUCGUCCAUCUGUCGGAGCUGUCCAACAAUCCCAUCUACAGGGAGAAGGUGAUGAACAUCAGGAAACUCCUGAACAAGAUCGAGAAACCGCACGGCCUCUACCCCAACUUCCUGAGUCCAGUCAGUGGAAACUGGGUCCAACACCACGUUUCCAUCGGUGGCCUCGGGGAUAGUUUCUACGAGUACCUGAUUAAAUCGUACCUGAUGUCUGACAAGACCGACGACGAAGCGAAGACCAUGUACUACAGCGCCCUGGACGCCAUCGAAGCCAACCUGGUGCAGAAGUCACCUGGUGGUCUCACCUACAUGGCCGAGUGGAGGGGGGGGAUCCUGGACCAUAAGAUGGGUCACCUGGCCUGCUUCUCUGGGGGAAUGAUCGGCAUCGGGGCCGACGAUGGAGCGCUGGACAAGAAGCAGCACUACCUGGACCUGGCUGCAGAGAUAACACACACCUGCCACGAGAGCUACACACGCUCAGCCACCAAACUCGGACCUGAGGCGUUCAGAUUUGACAGCGGAUCUGAAGCCACGGCGACCAGGCUCAGUGACCGAUACUACAUCCUGCGACCCGAGGUCAUCGAGAGCUACAUGUACAUGUGGAGGCUCACCCACGACCCCAAGUACAGGGAGUGGGGCUGGGAGGCUGUCCAGGCCCUGGAGGAGCACUGCAGAGUGGAUUCUGGUUUCUCCGGGAUCCGAGACGUUUACACGGUGACAGUCAGUCACGAUAACAUGCAGCAGAGUUUCUUCCUCUCAGAGACGCUCAAGUAUCUGUAUCUGCUCUUCUCAGACGACGACCUCCUCCCCCUGGAAGACUGGGUCUUCAACACGGAAGCCCACCCGCUGCCCAUCGUCCGUAAGAGCUGUCUGCAGGACGAAGCCACACAGACGGCCUCCAAAUAAGACGGACCGCGGCUUGAACACACAGAUGGAUUAAAGGGGAGAAACGUCACACGUCCAAAUGCAGAUCCGGUGCAGGUUUAAAAUCCCAGGAGCGUCGUACCAACCGUCGAGUCUUUUCCAGAGAUGGAUGUUGUCGUCUUAGGCUGCGGCGGUUUUUCUUUGGCCUCGAGGACUUCCUGUUGCCACUUGUUUUGUUUUUUGUUUUUUUGUGGACAAUCAGAAACAAACAGGACUUCUGUGAGAAGAGCACCUUUUUCUUUCCUUCUUUCCUCUGUGAGGAAACAGCGCAACUUACAGACCCAGAUGAACAGGAAGUGGGUUGAAUUAUGGGCCAUCAGUGAAACGCAGAAAAUCACAAGUUUUUUUGCUCUUUUUUUUUUAUUUAAAUCUUGACGAAUUUUUUUUUAAUCUUAUCUUUUCUUUUCUUUUCUCUGUCGUGAGUAUCCACACUUUUGACCAAAGGUUUCUUUCCAUUUCCUCUCUUUAGUUCAACUGUGGUGUUUUUUGGUGAGAUUUGAUGGGAAAUAUAAAUUGUAUAGACAAACAGGAAAUCAAACACACCUCCAAAACUAAUGUUGAUGUCAAGUUUCCCACCGAAACCUGUUGCAAUGGUCAGGAGACGCUGGGACGGUGACGACUGUGUCUGUGUCCAGAGACCAUUUUUUAUGCUGUUGGUGGUGGGUUUCUUUGUUUUUUUCCACUGUUCGUUGGAGUUUCCGAUGAAACACGACUGUUGUUGUUUUUAAGGUGACGACCUGACAGUCGUCUGAGGGUGGGUUUGCCAGCUAGCUCCAAAUGUUCUCCCCAGUUUCUGUUGUUCUGAUUCACCCUGCCUUUACCUGUGAAUCCACUCUGACACCAAUAGUCACGUUUGAAAAGUCAGGCUGCAGAGACGAGCUGUGGUUUCCUGCAGAUCUGAGGAGUGAGUGCUGUACAUACAGAGUGAGUGAGUGACCCAGUGUCAGCCUGUCUGGACGGUUCUGUGAUUAUUGUUUUUAAAUUCAGUGAGGGUUUUUUUCCUACAUUUUGUUUUUAAUUUGCUUCCCUCAGGUGUUUCAGUAAGAAAAAAAAAAUCGGAUUUUAAGUCUAAUUAUUAUCGCUGACAAUGAUUAUUCUUAUUUCUUAUCCUAACUCUUUGAUUUAACUUUAAUUGUUGAGUAUUUUCAAAUACUGAUAAAUUAACUGUGCAACUUUGUACAUUUAAAACAA
Molecule: messenger RNA, 4314 nt
Organism: Cynoglossus semilaevis (tongue sole)
Lineage: Eukaryota; Metazoa; Chordata; Actinopteri; Pleuronectiformes; Cynoglossidae
Product: mannosyl-oligosaccharide 1,2-alpha-mannosidase IA
Exons: 14
Coding region: 1183-3105 (640 amino acids)
Biological process (GO): carbohydrate metabolic process; mannose trimming involved in glycoprotein ERAD pathway
Cellular component (GO): extracellular exosome; endoplasmic reticulum; Golgi membrane
Molecular function (GO): mannosyl-oligosaccharide 1,2-alpha-mannosidase activity; calcium ion binding
Source: RefSeq, a predicted model, not a curated record